This is a messenger RNA of Brassica rapa (field mustard), 4061 nucleotides long. Its product is annotated as katanin p80 WD40 repeat-containing subunit B1 homolog. NCBI's taxonomy places the organism in Eukaryota, Viridiplantae, Streptophyta, Magnoliopsida, Brassicales, Brassicaceae. The record is from RefSeq and is a predicted model, not a curated record. Gene Ontology annotation, biological process: microtubule severing; microtubule depolymerization. Gene Ontology annotation, cellular component: katanin complex. Gene Ontology annotation, molecular function: microtubule binding.
GAAAUUCUGAGAAAAAGAAAAAAACUUGUUCGUCGCUUUACCAUUUUCUUCUUCCGUGUCACUGUUUGAAUCUGAUUAUUGGCUACGUUUCCUUCCCCCCCCCCCCCCCCUGGAAUCAGAUUCUUUUGGAUUUCGAAAUCGCAACCUCCUCCUCCUCCUCUCCCUUUGCAUCUCUUCAAAAUCUUGAGCUCUGUCGUGUAGUGACAAUUCGGAUUUUCGCAGCUCCGAUUCACCUUUUUCGAUCGAUUUCGGAAGCUGCAGAUUCGAUUCUGGAUUCAGAUUUUUAUUUGCAGGAUAACAUGGCCAAGCGUGGAUAUAAGCUGCAGGAGUUUUUGGCACAUUCUGCUAAUGUAAAUUGCCUGAGCAUCGGAAAGAAGACGUCACGGCUCCUUAUUACUGGCGGUGAUGAUUACAAGGUCAACCUUUGGGCCAUCGGCAAGCCUACUUCUUUAAUGAGUUUGUGUGGACAUACUAGUGCAGUGGAUUCACUAGCUUUUGACUCGGCUGAAGUUUUGGUUCUUGGUGGAGCUUCUUCCGGUCUGAUCAAGCUCUGGGAUCUCGAAGAAGCAAAGAUGGUUCGAGCUUUUACUGGACAUAGAUCCAGUUGUUCUGCUGUUGAGUUUCAUCCAUUUGGUGAAUUUUUGGCAUCCGGAUCAAAUGACACGAAUCUGAAGAUUUGGGACAUCAGGAAGAAGGGGUGCAUACAGACCUACAAGGGGCAUACUCGUGACAUCAACACUAUCAAAUUUAGUCCCGAUGGUCGUUGGGUAGUGACAGGAGGACUUGACAAUGCUGUAAAGGUAUGGGAUUUGACUGCUGGAAAGCUUAUACAUGAUUUUAAGUUUCAUGAAGGAUCUAUCCGUUCGCUAGACUUCCACCCACUUGAGUUCCUCCUAGCUACUGGUUCGGCUGACAGGACCGUAAAGUUCUGGGAUUUGGAAACGUUUGAAUUGAUUGGGUCUACCCGACCAGAGGACACUGGAGUUCGUUCAAUCAAAUUUCAUCCAGAUGGGCGAACCCUUUUUUGUGGUUUGGAUGAUGGCUUAAAGGUUUAUUCUUGGGAGCCAGUGGUUUGUCAUGAUAGUGUUGAUAUGGGAUGGUCAACUCUUGGUGACUUAUGCAUCAGCGAAGGGAAGCUCAUGGGCUGUUCAUACUACCAAAAUUCCGUAGGGAUUUGGGUCUCUGAUAUAUCACAAAUUGAACCAUAUGGCAUUGGAUCUGUGGAUAAAAAAGAAUGCGUGGAGAAAGUACUCAGCGUUCUGGACGAUCAGUCUUCCGAGAGAGUUAAGAGUGGUGCCAGGCGCAGCCCAUCUCCAGAUUAUGAGACAAAAGAGAUCAAAAACAUAUACAUCGACUCCACAGGUGGAAAUUCAACUGUUGCUGAUAAGCCAGGAUCACGAAGUACAUCUAAAGUCAAUGCAACAUCUACUGGACAAGCAGGGGAUAAGUCUUUCAUAUUGCAUGGUGAUACUGGGAAGGACUCUUCUGAUUCAGGAAAGGAAUCUAUCACUUUCUCAAAAACUAAGCCAGGCAUGCUGCUGAGACCAGCUCAUGUGAGAAAAACGCCAUCAAAGCAGUCAGUGGCUGUUCAAUCUAGUACUCCGAAACAAAGCGGAUCGGACGGUGAGAAAACGCUGGAUACUAAGACUGUUCUUGAUUCGGAACAGAGUGGUAGAAAACCAUUUGACGCCAGUGAUUCAAUCAUCAAGAGUAUAACCAGCAAGUUUGAGAAGGCUUUAUUUCCAGAAUCACCAACUGAUGAAACGAAAUCUAUGCUGCUGAAACCGCCUCGCGUGCAGAGAUCACCAAAUACCAAGUACAAUGAGACAAGAUGGGCGGUGUCUGUUGAUUCUGAAAAUUUAGACAGUCACCAAAGUGGUCUUGAGGAAUCGAGAGACGCAGACUUGCCAAUAGAGCUUGCGGAUGACAGAGGGUGUAACCCGACUGAGGAGGAUGCCAGUGAUGCGAUCAUUUUAAGCAAGCCAGAACGAGUUUUAACGCCAGAGAAAGCUGGCGAUGAGCAGAAAGGCGUGGAAUCCCCUGGAGGUAGCAAAGAAUCAGACUCUGUGAAGGUUGUUAGAGGAGUAAAAGUUGUUUCCGGGAGGACACGGUCAUUGGUUGAGAGGUUUGAGAGAAGAGAAACAAUUACUCCUUCGGAAGAAGAUAAAGCAGCCAGUGCAGCAACAGUUCAGAGCACUAAUUCUGUGGAGGAAGAGGCCAAAUCAGCAUUUAUACCAGCAGUUAGCACAACGCCUACCCAAGUUAUGGCAGUUAAACUUGAUGAGGCAACUAACUCGACUACAGUUGAAGCUCCUGUGGUAUCAACACGACGACCUAGGAGUAUUCCAGCCAGAGUAAUGCCUGUGGUUCUUGGUCGGGACACAAACAUGUCAACUGAUGUGCCUUCUGUAACAUUAACAGGACCUGAUAGGACUUCGGCUGCUAAUUUGACAUCUGACGAGUCUUCUGUAACAUCAACACGACAAUCUAGGUCUUCCCCAGCCCCGGUUAUGCCUGUGGUAAUCAAUCAGACAACAAAAAUGAAAUCUGAUGACCCUCCUGUAACAUCAACACGGCCUGAUAGGAGUUCGGCUGCUAAUUUGACAUCUGAUGAGUCUCCUGUAUCAUCAAGACGACAAGCGACUUCUCCAGCCCCAGUUACGCCUCUGAUACUCAAUCGGAGUCGGUCAACUAACAUGAAACCUGAUGAACCUCAUGUAAUACCAAGAAGACCACUGAGGAGUUCUUCAACGCGUAUAAGGCCUGUGAUGCUCAAUCAAACAACUAACACGCAUGACGAGCGUCCUGUACAAUCAACACGAUCAGCUAGGACUUCACCAGCCCGUGUAAUACCUAUGAAACUCAGUCAAGCAGAUGAUAUCCCAUCUUAUGAGCUUCCAGUUGCAUUAACACGGUCAGCUAGGAACUCUCCUGUUCGUGCAAUUCCUUCUAAAAUCAAUCAAGCAAAUAAUGUGACAUCUGAUGCAUCACAUAUAAGAUCCAGGCAUCGAUUUAGCCCAACUCAAACGCUGGCAACACCUUCAGUAAUUGAUCAAAUGGCUGAUAUGACACUGGAUGAGGCACAUAUAACACAAACUCAACCAGAUUAUGAUAUCUCGAAACAGAAGGAAGAUCCUCGGAUAUCUGAGAGGGAGAAUGAAGAUGACAUCAGUGAGACAUUAAUGCAAACUCAUAAUGAGGUCUUAAACACUCUUCAAUCAAGGUUGACAAAAUUACAGAUUGUAAGACAUUUUUGGGAACGUAACGAUAUUAAAGGCGCAAUCAUGGCAUUGAAAAAGCUGUCCGAUCACUCGGUUCAAGCAGAUGUGAUCAGUAUUCUAACAGACAAACCAGAGAUUCUUACGCUGGAUCUGUUUUCGCAAUUAGCACCUGUCCUCACAGGCUUAUUGGGGAGCAGGACUGAAAGGCCUGUAAGUGUCUCCUUGGAAAUGCUCUUGAAAUUAGUAGCAGUGUUCGGUGCAGUUGUACAAUCAAAUGUUUCAGCAAGACGAAGUGUUGGUGUUGAUCUUCAUGCAGAAGAAAGAUUACAGAUCUGCCAAAGUUGUUCUGCGGAAUUGCAGAAGGUUCAAAAGAUCCUUCCACUACUCACCAGAAGAGGAGGUCUCAUAGCUAGAAAGGCUCAAGAACUAAACUUAGUUCUUCAGACACCAUAACUACAGGUCCAAGAUUCAAGACCACUCGGAAUCAUUUUGAAACUGUGUUCUCUCCAUGAGUUUUGCAAUAUGUAUGUUAUCAAGAACUGUCUCCAUGUUCCUUCCAGCGAUUUGGCAUCGGUUGCUUUGAAGAUUCGCUGAGAACUCGCAGUUUCUUGUGGCAGAAUUUUGCUCUAGAAUCGCCCUUCCCGUAGAAUAUCUCCCCCUAAAAAUCAGUACAUGCUGUAAAUGGAUGUUACGUGAUUCAGUAACUCACAAGUGUUUAGCUGCAAUGGAAGUUUACAAUGUUUCUCUCUAUCUCUCCACGUGGAUGUAAUGAGGAGAUUUCGGGUAUAUGAAUAUUUCUUUUCAUUUGGCAAUCUACGUUAGGUCCACUUGAACCUUACA